AUGUCGGAGUUGGAUGAAACCAAUGCUCAUUCAUAUGUGCCGCCGGCAUCACCAGUAUUGUCAACAUCGUCAGCAUCUCCAGCAUUCCCAGCAUCGCCAGCAGUAGUUGGCACUUAUCAUAGGACGACCGACACCAAUGUCUGUAACGAAGAUUUGUUGUAUAGU
Molecule: messenger RNA, 165 nt
Organism: Paraglomus occultum
Lineage: Eukaryota; Fungi; Glomeromycota; Glomeromycetes; Paraglomerales; Paraglomeraceae
Source: the annotation of a GenBank genome assembly